Molecule: messenger RNA, 2097 nt
Organism: Kickxella alabastrina
Lineage: Eukaryota; Fungi; Kickxellomycota; Kickxellomycetes; Kickxellales; Kickxellaceae
Product: Fungalysin metallopeptidase-domain-containing protein
Exons: 1
Coding region: 50-1954 (634 amino acids)
Molecular function (GO): zinc ion binding; metalloendopeptidase activity
Source: RefSeq, a predicted model, not a curated record
CUAUUAUUAUAUAUUAUUUAAGUGUAUUUUCUAUUACUUUUUUUAACAAAUGCAAGUAUCCAUUCCCAGCCUAAUUUUUGCAGCCACUUUGGCCGCGACCAUUGCACAUGGCCAUGUGUCUUCAGCAACCAAGCCAAUUCAACCGCAACUCAAGAACAACGACGGACUGAUAAUACACCCUGAGCCCAUCCCGCUCCUCACCAUAACUCCCAACAGUGCCACGGACUCUGUCGAAUCUCUGGGCAAUGCCGCUGUGCGGUUCAUCAGCCAAACCGUCGGCAUCCCACAAGACAAUGUCCGAGUCAGCCACCAGUUUAUCGACACUUUUACUGGAAUCACCCAUGUGCACCUGGUUCAGACCCUCGACAGCAUGGAUAUAUCCAAUUCAGUAGCCAAUGUCAACAUAAAGGGCAACAAGGUUAUUUCAUCCAGCCAUACGUUUGCACCCCAGACGUCGCUCCAUGAGGCCGCCCAGUUUGUCAAGACAUCUGGUGACUCAGCCAAGGAGGCACUCGGCGCACUGGCCAAGCACUUGGACAUUCCACUGAGCUCCUCUGACCUCGACCAAGUAACAGUCUCCACAGUGAAUAGACUUUUGGGCAGUCAGCAGAUUUCAAUCGAGGGCAUUCCAACCAAGCUGGCGCUGGAUGGCACAGCCAUGGCUGAGCGUGCAUAUGUCCAAAAUGAGAGCGAGCAAUUGGUUCCUGUGUGGCGCAUAAUUGUUGAGCAGCAGGACCAUUGGUGGAACAGCUACGUGGAUGGCAGUGGCAAGGUGGUCAGGCUCGCCGACUGGUACUCGCAGUCCGAAUCAUACCUUGUGUACCCGCGCAAUGUGUUGUCGCCAGAUGAUGGCCAGCGCAGACUGCUGUCGAACCCGGCCAGCCAUGUGGCUAGCCCCAGGGGCUGGUCAACAGGCAAGUCCACGAUAGGAAAUAAUGUCUGGGCGCAAAGCAAUCCCGACGGCGGAUCAAGCUGGAGAUUGAAUCACCGGCCCAAAUCUGUCAGUGGCAAGUUCAGCUACCCGUUGGGUUUGACCAAAGAGCCUGCGACAUAUGUGGAUGCCUCGAUCACGCAGCUGUUCUACACAAACAACCUGAUGCACGAUCUCUCCUUCAUAUAUGGGUUCACUGAGGAAGCGGGCAAUUUCCAAGACAUCAAUUACAGCGGUAAAGGGCUCGCGAGUGACUCUGUUAUUGCCAAUACGCAGGACGGAAGCGGCACGGAUAAUGCCAAUUUUGCGACGCCGCCGGAUGGUCAGCACCCGCGAAUGCGCAUGUACAUUUGGACGCAGACGACGCCCUCUAGGGACAGCAGCUUGGAGCAGGACAUUGUUGCGCACGAGUACACCCAUGGAAUAUCCAACCGGCUGACCGGCGGCGCAGCCAACUCGGACUGCCUGUCGGCCAACGAGUCUGGCGGCAUGGGCGAAGGUUGGAGCGACGCCGUGGCCAAUUUGCUCAGGCUCAAUACCUCAUACACAGCCGCAACCGAUCUGACUCUCGGCGACUACGUCUACACAAAGAACAUCCGUAAGUACCCUUACUCGACCAGCAUCACAACCAACCCGUCGACCUACCAGUUCUUGGACCGCCCAGACUACAAGGAAGUGCACAGUAUCGGAGAAGUCUGGGCGGAAAUGCUGUAUGAGGCUACCUGGGCGCUGAUCACCAAAAACGGCAUGGCUGAGGAUCUUUUUGCCCGCGAUCUGACCAAGGGAAACUCAAUUAUGCUGCAGAUUCUGCUCGAUGGAAUGAAACUGCAGCCAUGCAAUCCGUCGUUUGUGGAUGCGCGGAAUGCCAUUUUGCAAGCAGAGAGCAAUCUGUCCGGCGGAUCUAACCGCUGCGUGCUGUGGAAGGCGUUUGCGAAACGCGGGCUUGGCGUUAAUGCGACAGGGAAAGAUGGAACGACGCAUACCGAGGAUUUCUCUGUGCCGGCUGAGUGCCUGAAAGUAUGAGCGAGGGUUUUUUUCUGUUCGUUAGAAUUAAUAUCAUCACGUGCCGUGUGUUUUUUAUUGUUUGCGGCCUGCGAGCCAAUGAAGUGACGACAGCCAAAGGUGCCUUCCGAGGCGAGGAAGGCAGAGAUGGUGGCGUUGCAUGC